AUGACGUUUGGCAUCACGACGAGAGCGGCGUUUGGAGGAAAAAUGAAAGAUCAAAAGGCAUUCGUAUGUGCUAUUGAAGAAGGUAUAGAUUUGGCAGGAGGUUUCACAGUGGCUGAUGUGUUUCCUUCCUUCGAAUUUAUUGACUCAAUCAGUGGGGUAAAGAGUAAAAUUAAGGAGAUUCAUGACAGAGUUGAUAGAUUGUUUGACGCCAUUAUCGAUGAGCAUAAAAGUAGAAGGGCAACAAGGAAGACAAAUGAGCGUGAAGAGGAUGAUGAUCAUAAAGAUUUCUUAGAUGAUGAUCAUAAAGGUUUCUUAGAUGAUGAUCAUAAAGAUUUCUUAGACGUUCUUUGGAACUUGCAGAAUAAUGGAGACCAUGAUUUUACCUUUAGUAAUGACAACAUCAAAGCAGUUAUUGUGGUUAGACGUUUUCACUGCUGGGGUGAUACAUCUUCUACAACUGUUGAAUGGGCAAUGUCAGAAUUGCUGAAAAAUCCAAGAGCCAUGGAGAAAGCACAAGCAGAGGUGAGGAAUGUGUUCCGUAUGAAAGGAACAGUUGAUGAAGAAGGGCUUCAUGAAUUGAAUUAUUUGAAGGCAGCAAUCAAAGAAUCUAUGAGAUUACACCCCGCUGCUCCGUUGCUACUUCCAAGGGAAUGUAGGAAAAGCUGUGAGAUUUUCGGAUACGAAAUACCUGUCAAGACUAAAGUUUGGUAA
Pistacia vera is the source of this 711-nucleotide messenger RNA. RefSeq names its product premnaspirodiene oxygenase-like. The transcript has 2 exons. Bases 1 to 711 code for a protein of 236 amino acids. Gene Ontology annotation, molecular function: iron ion binding; oxidoreductase activity, acting on paired donors, with incorporation or reduction of molecular oxygen; heme binding. The record is from RefSeq and is a predicted model, not a curated record. NCBI's taxonomy places the organism in Eukaryota, Viridiplantae, Streptophyta, Magnoliopsida, Sapindales, Anacardiaceae.